AUGUUAAAAGAAUUCCCGCCUCAUCCGAUCGCCCUGCACCUCGCCUCCGGGUCGUCCCGAGGCCUGGUGUCGGACUCGCGGCUGGGCAGUCAGGGGGGGAACUUUAAAGGAUGUGUAAAACAGAUAGAUCACUUUCCUGAGGACACGGACUAUGAAGCAGACCCCUCUGAGUACUUCUUACGUGCGGUGCGAGCUUCCAGCAUCUUCCCCAUCCUCAGUGUCAUCCUGCUCUUCAUGGGAGGCCUGUGUAUAGCUGCCAGCGAGUUCUACAAGUCACGCCACAACAUCAUCCUCAGUGCAGGGAUCUUCUUUGUGUCUGCAGGCCUGAGUAACAUCAUCGGGAUCAUCGUGUACAUAUCAGCCAACGCAGGGGACCCCUCUAAGAGCGACUCGAAGAAGAACAGCUACUCCUACGGCUGGUCCUUCUACUUCGGAGCCCUGUCCUUCAUAAUGGCCGAGAUGGUGGGCGUCCUGGCAGCCCACAUGUUCAUCGACCGCCAUCGGCAGCUCCGGGCAGGGGCCAGGGCUGCCGGCUACCUCCAGGCCUCGGCCAUCACACGCAUCCCAUCCUACCGUUACCGCUACCGGCGCCGCUCGCGCUCCUCCUCCCGGUCCACAGACCCCUCGCACUCCCGCGACACCUCGCCUGUGGGCCUCAAGGCCUUCAGCGCGCUGCCCUCUACAGAGAUCUCCAUGUACACGCUGCCCCGGGACACCCUGAAGGCCGGGGGCACGCCGACCGCCACCUACAACUCGGAGAGGGACCAUACCUUCCUGCAGGUCCACAACUGUAUUCAGAAGGAAAAAGACUCAGCCACCACCAACACAGCCAACCGCCGCACCACACCCGUAUGAGGGAGCCCUGAGAGCAGAGCCAGGGGGAGCGGAGACAGGGAGGCCCCCACGCAGGUCUCUAAUAUACCAUAGGCCAGGAUGAGUUUCCAUGUUUAUAGAGAUUGAUGAUUUUAUUUCAUUCAACUGCAUGAUUUUCCCAUCUACCAUUGUUGAGAGAGUCUAAAGGGGUUUGUUGACUUCCUUUGGAGUAAAUGGUWGUACUGGGAGAAUGGGGCAGAUUGUCCUUAGAGACUGAGUCAUUUUUAUGGGUGGGGAUGGGUGAUGAGGGUGGGACACUGAAAGGGAGGGUUAUGAUUUAAAUUYGAUUCRUGAUUUCAUAACCUUUUGGUUUYGACAGUUUGACUCCACAGUUUUGGUGGUGCAACAAGCUGCUGUACUUUCCCAUCAUACCACCUGCCAUAUGCCUCUGAUUUGUUGUCAUAUUUAUUCAUUUAUUUAUUUUCUGCAUUAAAACUGUGAAUUUUU
Molecule: messenger RNA, 1320 nt
Organism: Salvelinus sp. IW2-2015
Lineage: Eukaryota; Metazoa; Chordata; Actinopteri; Salmoniformes; Salmonidae
Source: RefSeq, a predicted model, not a curated record